ACUUUAAAAACGUCUCAACAGAGCUGUCAUCAAUUUAACCAUGACAGUUGAGAAUUUAAUUACAUUUGACUUUUGAGAAAUAUGUUAUUCUAGACUCGGAAAGACUAGGAAAUGUAAACAGAAUCAGAAAGAGAUGUCCUGCACCACUUUUUCUAAACACAAAUUUUCGUUUUUACUGUUUUUCAGUGUAAUUUUUGAACUUAUAUAUUCUCUUCAUAGGAAAUUGCAGAUACUUUGUUUAUGCUUCAAGGAUCCAGGAUCAAAGUCCCCAACAGCCACAUCCUGUAAUUGUCUUUGCACCAUGGGUGGACAGAGGGGAAUAGUCGUGUCUGCCGUGGAGCAGAGGGCACAAGGCGUCUGGACGUCAAAUCAUCGCCCGUGAGUGAAGCCGACACAGCAGAUAAUGUGUGCUGCGUUUCUGGAGGAGUACUGCGGGUCAGUCUUUUGGAAUGGGUCUUAUUUGGACAGAGAGGACCCUGACCUCCCAGUAUGUCUGGAACAGACAGUUCUGGUCUGGAUCCCUCUGGGCUUCCUCUGGCUAAGCGCUCCAUGGAACCUCAUGUCUUUAUGUAAAAGAUCACAAGUAAAUACAAAAGGUCGGACUAAGCUCUACCUCUGCAAACAGCUUGUUGUGUUUCUGUUGUUUCUGACGGCCAUCGGAGGCCUGAUUGUCACAUUGGUAGAAGAUUUUGGUCCAAACAGCUCAGCAGAGAAAAAUUCUGCUGUAUACUACACAAACCCAGUCCUCUUCGCUGUCACAUGGAUUCUCCUGCUGUUGUGUCAAGAAGGAGUGAGACGAAAAGAAAAGGCAGUAGACUCUGCUUCUCUUUUUCUUUUCUGGCUUCUCCUUGUCCUCUGUGAUUUCCCUUUCCAGACCCGCCUACGGGAAGCUCUCAGGCUGGGAGAGGUCAGAGAUGUCCCUCGUUUCUCUCUUUUCUAUGUUUGCUUUGGUCUGGAGGUGAUAGCACUCAUCCUCUCCGCUUUGGCUGACAUCUCUCCAGAGUCAAAGGAGCUUGUGAAAAAGAAUCCAGAGGCUGGUGCAACAUUUUUGAGCAGAAUCACUUUUAACUGGUUCAAUGGCAUGGUGGUGAAAGGCUACAAAAACCCUCUGGUUCAGGAGGACAUGUGGGACCUGAACGAGGUGGACAGCACCUCAUAUAUCAGCCAGGGUUUCAAUCAUCACAUGAAUUUUGAGUUGGGUAAAGCUCGGAUCCGAUUUCAAAAAGAAUUGAAGGACAAACUGAUAAAAAACCGAGGCAAAUCUAUGGAAGCACCUUUUCAAAGCAAUGGUCUGGGGAAAGGUGUGAGUCAGGAUGUACUGAUGAUGGAGGAAACAGGAAAGAAAGAAGAUGAAAAUAAGAAGAAGAAAAAAAAGAAGGAAGACACAAAUUAUCCAAAUUCAUGGCUGGUCACCACCCUCUACAAGACAUUUAAAUGGCUCCUGAUUGAAUCUGCCUUCCUCAGAUUUCUGCAGGAUCUUCUGGCUUUUGCCAGUCCUCAACUCCUGAAGUUGAUGGUUUCCUUCACUCAGGACGAAUCCUGCUAUGCAUGGAAAGGGUAUUUGUAUGCCGUGCUGCUGCUGCUGGUGGCUCUUCUGCAAUCGCUGGUCUUGCAGCAGUAUUUGCGGCGAUGCUUUGUUCUGGGGAUGAAGGUUCGAGCUGCCCUCAUGGCUGCCGUGUACAAGAAGGCGUUGGUGAUGUCUAAUGACAACCGCAAAGAGUCAACAGUCGGAGAAACUGUGAAUCUCAUGUCAGCAGACGCCCAGCGCUUCAACGACGUGACCAACUUCAUCCACCUGCUGUGGUCCUGCCCCCUGCAGAUCCUGGUGUCCAUCGUUUUCUUGUGGAUGGAGUUGGGACCUUCAACAUUAGCAGGGGUUGCAGUAAUGCUGCUUAUGGUGCCGGUCAAUGGACUGUUAGCCAACCAGGCCAAAAAAAUUCAGAGAGAAAACAUGAAGUCUAAAGACAAGAGAUUAAAAAUAAUGAAUGAAAUACUGAAUGGAAUCAAGACUCUGAAACUGUUUGCGUGGGAGCCGUCCUUCCAGACUCAAGUUGAAAAUAUUAGAGGACAAGAACUGAAGGUGAUGAGGAAGUUUGCCUAUCUCACAUCUUUCUCCACUUUUAUCUCGAACUGUGCCCCCACUCUAGUUUCUUUGGCCACAUUUGCUGUGUUUGUUACGGUGAGCUCAGAAAACAUAUUAACUGCUGAGAAAGCCUUCACUUCAAUCUCUCUAUUCAACAUUCUACGACAGCCACUGAGCAUGCUUCCUAUGCUCAUAGCUGCCAUUGUGCAGACAGCGGUGUCUAAGAAGAGACUGGAAAAGUUUCUGGGAGGAGAUGACCUUGAAAGCGACAUUGUGCGUCAUGACCCUAGUUUUAACUCUGCUGUCAGCAUAUGUGAUGGUUCUUUCGCAUGGGAAAAAGACUCUGAACCUCUACUGAAAAGUGUGUCGCUUGACAUUAAGCCUGGCGGGCUGGUGGCUGUAGUAGGAACUGUGGGCUCAGGGAAGUCCUCUCUCUUAUCGGCGCUCCUGGGAGAAAUGCACAGGACCAAAGGCUUCAUUAACAUUCAAGGCUCUCUUGCAUUUGUACCACAGCAAGCCUGGAUCCAAAAUGCCACUCUGCGGGAUAACAUCUUGUUCGGCUCUCCCUUUGAAGAGCAGAGGUUCGAAGACGUACUGGAGGCCUGUGCUCUGGGCCCCGACCUCAAGCUGCUGUCUGCAGGAGAUCUCACUGAGAUUGGAGAAAAGGGCAUCAAUCUCUCAGGAGGUCAGAAACAGCGUGUCAGCUUGGCCAGAGCAGCUUACAGUCAUGCCGAUAUUUUUCUACUAGAUGACCCCCUGUCUGCUGUUGACUCACAUGUUGGAAAGCAUCUAUUUGAUAAAGUUAUUGGACCCAAUGGACUUCUGAAAGACAAGACUCGUAUCCUAGUGACUCAUGGAGUUAGUUUCCUGCCUUGUGUAGAUGAAGUUGUAGUUUUGGUGAAUGGACAGGUUUCUGAGGUGGGAUCCUACCAGAACCUCCGUGCCAGCAAAGGAGCUUUCUCAGAAUUUUUAGACGCAUACGGCACAGAGCAAAGUAAUCACACAAGUUCAGAAGAUGGACGUCACGAUCAAGAAGACUCUGACUCAGAGGGCAACAAGUCAGAUGAUUCUUUGACGGACGCUGUUUCGCUCAUGGUGAGGAGGGAAAACAGCCUCCGUCGGAGCCAGAGAGGAAACAGAAGCAGUUUCAGAUUAAGAAAAAACAGCAAUUUAAAAUCCCCUGAAAACACAAAGAAAGGUCAGAGGCUAAUUGAGAAAGAGACUGUGGAAACAGGACAGGUUAAAUUCUCAGUCUGGCUCCAGUACGUACAAGCCAUGGGCUGGGGAUAUGCCUUUUGGGCCCUCUUCAUUUAUGUCAUCCAGAAUAUUGCCUUUAUUGGUCAAAGCCUGUGGCUGAGUGACUGGACCAAUGAUGCAGUGGAGCAUUACAACCAGACAUACUCUCCCAUGAAGAGAGACACCAGAGUGGGGGUAUUUGGUGCUCUUGGAAUGACUCAGGGUCUGUUUGUCUUCCUUGGCACGCUGCUCCUGACCAAUGCUGCAGUCAACGCAUCUCGUGUUCUGCAUUCAAAACUACUUAACAAUGUCCUUCGAGUCCCCAUGGUUUUCUUUGACACUACACCACUUGGAAGAGUCCUCAACCGCUUCGCAAAGGACAUAUUCAUAAUAGAUGAAGUCAUUCCGCAAUUGUUCAGCUCCUGGAUCAUGCAUCUGCUGGGCAUUCUGGGAACUAUGGUUUUCCUCUGUCUUUCCACUCCUCUCUUCAUCAUUGUCAUCAUUCCUCUGGCUGCUAUCUACUUCUUUGUACAACGAUUCUACAUACCAUCUUCACGACAGCUGCGUCGCAUGGAGUCAGUCUCUCGCUCGCCUAUAUUUUCCCACUUUGGCGAGACCAUGUCAGGUCUGUCCGUGAUAAGAGCCUACAACCAUCAGGAACGGUUUAUGAAACACAAUGAAGUAACCAUCGAUGAAAACUUGAAGAUGAUCUAUUCAAGGAUCAUGUCAAACAGAUGGCUGGCCAUCCGCCUGCAGUUUCUUGGAAACCUUGUGGUGUUUUUUGCUGCUGUAUUUGCUGUCAUUUCCAGAAACUCCAUUGACAGCGGCCUCGUUGGCCUCUCAAUAUCAUAUGCACUAAAUGUAACUCUGACCCUCCACUUUGUGGUUAACAUAACCUCACAGCUGGAGACUAAUAUUGUAGCCGUAGAAAGAGUGAAUGAAUACUCUGAGCUUGAGAAUGAGGUUCCCUGGGUGACUCAGCAUCGGCCUUCAGAGAAGUGGCCUGAAGUAGGACGCCUGCAGUUUGUAGACUACAAGGUCCGCUACAGACCUGAACUGGACCUGGUCCUGAAAGGGAUUUCCUGUGACAUCAGUGGUACUGAGAAGAUUGGUAUAGUGGGUCGCACUGGAGCUGGAAAAUCAAGCCUGGCAAACUGCCUGUUUCGCAUAAUUGAAGCAGCCGAUGGACGUAUCCUUAUCGAUAAUGUGGAUAUUUCCACAAUUGGACUGCAUGAUCUAAGAAACAGACUCACAAUCAUCCCGCAGGAUCCAGUCUUGUUCUCUGGGUCACUGAGGAUGAACUUGGAUCCAUUUGACAAAUUUAGCGAUGAGGAGCUCUGGAGAGUGCUUGAGCUGUCUCAUCUAAAGGAUUAUGUAGCUGGGCUGAAGGAAGGAUUGCAGCAUGAGGUUGCAGAAGGGGGAGAAAACCUGAGUGUUGGUCAGAGGCAGCUGCUUUGUCUGGCUCGGGCUCUGCUGAGAAAGUCUCGAAUCCUGAUCCUGGAUGAGGCCACUGCGGCCGUUGACCUGGAGACAGACGACCUGAUUCAGACUACAAUCCGCAAAGAGUUCUCCCACUGCACGGUGCUCACCAUCGCCCACCGUCUGCACAGCAUCAUGGACAGCUCCAGGGUGAUGGUUCUUGAUGCUGGUAAAAUUGUGGAAUUUGAUUCUCCAAGCAAUCUGAUGGAAAAAAGAGGCCAUUUCUACUCCAUGGCAAAGGAUGCUGGGAUAACACAUGAGAGCGAAACAGCGCUCUAAAAAGAACUUUUAGAUAGAUUUUUUGAAAGAUUGCCUAAUUUUAUGGGUUUUUUUUCUUUCUUUCUGCUUUCCAAGGCCUUUUUUAUGUAUAUUAAUAGAACAAAAAUGUAACCAUAUGUGUAUAAGUUUUGAAUAAUGCCUUCCUGUUACUGUUUAUGUAAAUAUGCUUCUGAUACCAAAGGAGUCACAUUUUCAUCUUUUGAAACCUGAUCUUGUUGUUAGAUUUCUGGAUGAGCAUCAUCUCAACAGAAGAGAAUAAGAGAGCCUGACUUUGGCCCAACACAGCUGUUCUAUCACUUAUUUUAGAAUGUGCUUGACAGCAAAAAAACAAACAUUUAUUUUCUACUGUAAACAAAUUCAGGCAGUAAAGAGCAA
Messenger RNA from Poeciliopsis prolifica (blackstripe livebearer), 5452 nucleotides. RefSeq names its product ATP-binding cassette sub-family C member 2-like. Gene Ontology annotation, cellular component: apical plasma membrane. Gene Ontology annotation, molecular function: ATP binding; ATP hydrolysis activity; ABC-type transporter activity. Lineage: Eukaryota; Metazoa; Chordata; Actinopteri; Cyprinodontiformes; Poeciliidae. Gene Ontology annotation, biological process: transmembrane transport. The record is from RefSeq and is a predicted model, not a curated record.